Messenger RNA from Exophiala aquamarina CBS 119918, 1968 nucleotides. RefSeq lists its product as uncharacterized. Gene Ontology annotation, biological process: regulation of transcription by RNA polymerase II. The coding region runs from base 1 to 1968 and encodes 655 amino acids. Gene Ontology annotation, molecular function: DNA-binding transcription activator activity, RNA polymerase II-specific. The record is from RefSeq and is a predicted model, not a curated record. The transcript has a single exon. Lineage: Eukaryota; Fungi; Ascomycota; Eurotiomycetes; Chaetothyriales; Herpotrichiellaceae.
AUGGCCAGCAGCGUAAGCCCAGUAUCAGCUCCCGAGUCUAGGGACCAGUCCGGGGAGGAGCGAAGAGAGUCUAUCGAUGUGUCGCCGCGACUUGAGCAUUUAGGUACACUCUUGGUGCAUCUACCCGACUAUGGCAUAGUUAUCUGCAAGCUGUGCAAGUUUGCCGUUCAACCCAAGGCCCUCACGAGUCACCUCCUGCGGCAUCACAUAUACCGAGAGAAGCGUCGGUUAUUAUUGGAACGUGUUGCUGGACUGACAUUAUUAGAGCCUGAUGAUGUUUCUACUCCAUUGUCAAAGGACUCGCCGCUCCCUUAUUUGCCGGUGACCAGUGGCUAUCGGUGCAAUCUGCCCCAUUGUGGACAUCUCUGCAUCUCGGAGAAACGGAUGAGCUCCCACAUGCGAUCGAAUCAUGAGACGAGCGCGAUGGGUCUCGUCGGUGGCCACCACCAGAGAGUGUACCUACAGACCUUCUUCAAGGGCAAUAAAGUCCGCUACUUUGAGGUCGACCCUAGUGUGUCACGAGAGACAGAUAAAGCAAGUACGCAGCCGCUUGAGUACCGCUUUCUACACUUGUCGCAAUCAAAUAUGGAACGGGUGCUGCCGACUGUAGAAUCCAUCAACUACAGCCCUGAAGGCUUGGAAGCCGCCACCGUGACCCAGCACCAGCUAGAGGACCUCAUGUAUUUCCAUCAGUACAUGACCUGUACGGGACUAUCACUAAUACGAGGCACCGAACCGACGGAAUUCUGGACACAUGACUUACCUCUCGAAGCUGCGACCCAGCCAUUUCUCAUGCAUGGCAUCCUCGGUGUUGCAGCUUUCCACCAAGCACUACUCGCAUCUGAUGGCCUCGCUCGUACUCGACAUCACGCUUCAGGCUUGCGGCAUCAGUCGAUUGGACUGGCCACUUUCCGAAGCAUUAUCGACCACCCAACCAGACAGUCAAGCACUGCACUCACAACCUUCGCUCGGUUACUCGGAGUUCAGUUCUGUGCAGAGACUCUGGUGGAGGCAGACAGGUUCAACGCCGGGAGUAUGGAUGCUACUGAGUCGAGAGUUUCUACCGUUGUGGAAAUGCUGCUUAUGCUGAAAGGUGGCACUGAGCUGCUUCUGAGGAUGCAAAGCCUUCUGCCUGUUGGUUCAGCGCUCUUUCUCUCCGGUGAGGCUUUCCAAGGACUUGCUCAACGCGAAAUGCCUCCGGAUGCACUUCUCAACUCCACUCCAUAUCUCGUAAACGAGGUUUGCUCUCGGAUGAUCCCUGGUACUCCUUCUCACGCUCCGGGCGAGGCUUUCCGGGCAAGUGAUUUGGGUGAUGUUAAGCAUCUUGUCGACUUGUGUGUGUCGGUCUUAGAUGUUCCAGAUACACAGCAAGUUACACCAGGCUGGAUUGAGACUGUCAUCCCGGAUUCAUUCCAAAUUACGAACGACAUUCAUCUCCUCGCCAGAAUUAUCAAUGAAUCGCGUGGUCCAGCAAGCGCCUCACACGACAAGGACCAAUUUGAAUCUCAGACGCCACCGUGCUCAGUACUGCUGUGCUACCCAUAUAUUCCACCAGUCGUAUACAGGCAUCUUGCAUCACUUCCAGCAAAACUUUUCGCGAGGGUGUCGAAGCCCACUCACUCAAAUCUUGCAGCCUUCAACAACGCUCUUGCAGCUCUAGUCUCAAGUUAUGCACGAAGUUAUGUCGCAGACACCACAUGGGCGCGGUGGAAUGGAAUCGAGAGUUGGCCGAUGAUGCUGUCGGACCAGUUCUUCAAAAUGAUUGAAGUGAGCGACCCCUCGGCCUUGGUCCUAGUUGCGCACUGGCUUGUGCUGCUAUCUAAGCAGGAAGCAUCAUACUGGUUCGUCCAUGGCCAGUCACAAUGGUUACUGAGCCUUGUUCUGACCAAUUUGGACGCCGAAUUACAGCAGUUUGUAAGAAGCUCUUUCUACUCAUUGACUUCGGAUGGGCAAAAGUCCAUCAAUUGA